UAAACAUGGCGGCGUGUGAAGGUGUAGAUGAAUUACCAAAUUUGAAAAUAGAAAUUGAAAAUAAUGUUGAAGAACCUAUGGAAACGGAUGACUGCAGGGCAAACAUAGAAACCGAAUAUUUGAAAGAUGAUAUGGAAGAAGGUGAAAUAAGUGAUUCGAAGGACACAAUUGAAGAUGUGGACCCAAGGCCCACAGUGUCAACACACACAUCACGGGAUAUCGAGCGAAGAUAUGAGAAUAAAGCUGGUGGUUUUGUGACAGGAGUAGACAUUUUUGAUGAAGAUGAAAGGAAGAAACUUGAUGUUCGAGCCAAGAGAUUUGGACUCAGUCCUUCUGAGAGCAAAGCCCUCACAGAGCAACAGUUGAAAGAUCUGUAUGCAAGUUUGGGAGUGAAACCUGCUGAGAAUGUUGAAAAAUAUUAUCGACUCAAUGCCAUACACAUGCGAGGUACAGAGAAUAUGAGUACUCAAGACAUUUUUAGCUACUUCAGGGAUUAUGGACCUGCAUCUGUUGAGUGGAUAAACGACUGCUCGUGUAAUGUUGUGUGGUUAGAUGAAGCAUCUGCUGCAAGAGCUCUCCACGGUCUUUCUAAACAAAUACAAGGACUUGAAGCAUUUCAUGCAAAAGCUGACCCAUAUAGGAAAGAGGAAAAGAGACAGGCAGCAAACAAGCAGAGUGAUAAAAAUGAUGAUAUUGUUGUUUUGGACCAAAUUCGCUCUCAAGAUGGUGAAAUAAUCAUGGUUGUGGAUGAAGUUGAUGCUGAAUCUGAUGUACAUACUCCAUCUGAAGAUGUGAGAGUGAAUACUGCUCAAGUGUCAUCAAAUAAUGAAGCAAAGGAUACUGUUAAUGCUGUUGACAUCACAGUACCAAUACCACCUGGCUUAUGGCGAAAAGGUGCUGACUAUCCUAAGGCUAAAUGUAUUCUGCUUCGAUUUUCUACUAGAGCAGACAAGAAGUAUAGGCAUGCCGAAAAGUUAAGCGAAUAUUAUAAAAAACAUGGAAAUCCCAACUAUGGAGGUGUGAAAGGUAUUAUAACAACUUCAAGAAAAAGACGUUUCCAGGCCAUUGAUAUGAAUGAAAAAAAGUUUGAUGAUGAUCUGGGUGAUUAUUCAAGUGUUCGAGCUGAUUUAGUUCAAGAAACUAACAGUAAGAAUCCUUGGGGUGUGUUAGCGAAGAACUGGAGUACAAUGGAUAAAAGUUUGCUUAGAAGACCAAUCGUAGGACCUUACGAGAGUGAAUCUCCUCCCCCAUCUCCAGAUCCACCACCACGACAAGUUCCUCCUCGACAUCGGGAACAGAAUGAUUCUUCUGAUAACAGCAGCAAUGGUAAUAAUUCUCCUGACCAUGAUGAUGCGAGAUGGACUCGACGUAGUAAGGUUCCAAGAAUGCGGAUGUAUGCUGAUGAGGAACAAAUACGAUUGGAGAGGCGUCGCGCCAUAUCUCAGCAGCUCACCAGGCGACCGCGCACACGAUCUCCAUCACCAAGUGACCACAGCCGAUCACAAGAUCUGCGUCGCCGACUUGUAAAAGCACGUCGUGCAGUUACACCCGAUAUUAUUACUACAAGUGAUCUCCGCUCAAAGCUUAAUUUAAAAAAGACACUUAAACUAAAGGCAAGACAGAAGUCACCACUGCGAAUAGAAAUAGACAAUGAUGAAUACUAUAAAUUUCUAGAAAGUGAUCGAAUGUAACUGUUGUAUACUAUACUUUUUCUGUUUUGACAGAAAUAAUAUUCACUCAUAUGCUAUUAAAAUCAGAUAAGUUGAAAAAGUCA
Schistocerca piceifrons (Central American locust) is the source of this 1774-nucleotide messenger RNA. RefSeq names its product nuclear cap-binding protein subunit 3-like. The record is from RefSeq and is a predicted model, not a curated record. Bases 6 to 1691 code for a protein of 561 amino acids. Gene Ontology annotation, molecular function: mRNA binding; RNA 7-methylguanosine cap binding. The transcript has 8 exons. Gene Ontology annotation, cellular component: nucleus; cytosol. NCBI's taxonomy places the organism in Eukaryota, Metazoa, Arthropoda, Insecta, Orthoptera, Acrididae.